GUCGUUUACCAGUUACGAGAAGUUUCAAAUGAAUUUAAAAAUUUUUUUAUUUCAUUUGGGUACUUUACAAAAUGUGAGCGUGUCGUUCGAAAAAAGUUGCAAUUUAAAAAAAAAUGACGUUAAUCUAAUUUUUUUACAUUCGAGUAAAUAGAAUGACUGACAAUGAACUCGUAAAAUAAAUGGAAAUGGAUAAACAUCCAUCCAGCAGCGGCGAUCUACCGCUCGCUCAUUCGGUCGGUGUAAUCCGCGCACAACCAUCCCGUAUAUACCUAUCACGCGCGCUUGCUUUUCACAUUAAACAUUUUCCUUGAGAACGGAACAAUGCAUGGAACUCCCGUAUUUGACAAUCGUGCGUAAUUUGCAGCGGUGUUACUAUUAAAUGAGCAUGGAGCAGGUGAAAAUCCAGUCAUCCCGAUUAUUUGUGACGUCUGCUGUCGAAAAUAAAGACGAUAUAGAGGAGAAAUUUGAACGAAGUUACCAGUACGUUCAGAAUUUAAUCGCGGGAUUGAGUGACAAAGAUGCACACGACGUUCUCAAUAACGCACUUUUAAAAGAAAAGGGACACGAAGAAGUUUCUCUCGGACUUUUAGUUGCAAUUUUAACCGAACCGAAUAACGCGGUCAAGUGCUAUAGGGACCUUACGCUGAUAACGCGCGACGGUCUCGGAUUAGUUUUAACGCACUUGUCUCAGCUUGUGCUCGACAGGUAUUUGCGAUUUAACGAUGUCGCCAAAUCGCAGUUGCUGUGGCUCGUGCGUGAGUUGAUCAAAAAUUCUGUUUCGAACGUGGACAAUUUGUGCUGGAAUUUAAUGCGGCACGCCGCCGGAGGUGACGUUUCCCCGAAGAACAUAGCGCUUAUCGAUUCGUUACUAGACGUCUAUAUCGAGUACAAAAGUUGGUUGGAUAAGUUUCCAGUUUUGUUAGCGUCGGUGGUUUACACAUACUUGCGGCUACUCGAGGAUCACAAUGGCACAUUCCUUGCGAACUUACGACAGAAGGAAGUCAAUUUUCUUAUAGGCAUAUUACGCGAGAAGUUCUUCGAGUGUAUGGUUAUCGGUAGAGAUUUAGUUCGGCUAUUGCAAAACGUCGCGCGGAUCCCCGAAUUUGAACAGUUGUGGAAAGACAUGCUGUUGUCGCCUAAGACUUUGUGCCCUUCUUUUAAUGGAAUUCUGCAGCUUCUGCAGACGAGGACUUCGCGAAGAUUUCUCCAGUCGAGGUUGACUCCGGAAAUGGAGAGGAAGUUGGUGUUUCUAACAUCUCAAGUUCGAUUUGGAAAUCACAAACGAUAUCAGGAGUGGUUUCAAAGGCAAUACUUAUCGACACCGGAAUCGCAAAGCUUAAGAUGUGAUAUGAUUAGGUUUAUUGUCGGUGUAAUCCAUCCGACAAACGAACUGCUAUGUUCGGAUAUUAUUCCACGUUGGGCCGUUAUCGGUUGGUUAUUGGCCACCUGCACGUCUCCUGUCGCUAUUCCGAACGCGAAACUAGCCUUAUUUUACGACUGGUUGUUUUACGAAAGUGAUAAAGACAAUAUUAUGAAUAUAGAGCCCGCUAUUUUAGUAAUGCAUCACUCGAUGCGAUCGCAUCCCGCAAUUUCGGCGACAUUACUAGACUUCUUAUGUAGGAUUAUAACGAAUUUUUAUCCACCUUUAAGCGAUAAGGUCCGGUCGGGGAUUUACUCAUCGUUACGACAAAUUUUAGAUAAGCGCGUUUUACCGUCACUUUUACCUUUAUUUGACAAUGCGAAAUUAGAUCGUGAGCUACGCGUAAUGGUUCGAGACACCUUUAAGGAAUUUUGCAAUUCGCCACCUAUGGAAUCGUCUUCAAAAAUCGACGACAAACUGGAGGACGGGCGGCUCAACAACACCAUCAAUAACCACAUUCUAGAUUCGGAACCCGCCUUUAGCGACGAAGAGGAGGAUAUUAGUAUUACAAUUCAUACGCCCGAAGAUGAUACAGACGACGAUGAUAUUCCACUAGCCAAAGUCAGGUUAAAAGAGAAGAGUGAAAAAUCGGAGGAAUUGCUUUUGGAGGGACCGUUUAAAGCAUGCAUAUCUCGAAUUCAGACUGAGAAGGACAAAGAGAAAAGGUGCGAAGCUAUGGAGAACUUGAUCGAGCAUAUUCUCGACCUGGACAUCGAUUCGGACGUGUUUCCCAGCCUAACCAAAUGCCUCUGCAAUGCGAUUCAGGGUGACGUUAAGGCCGAAAUAUUUCCGGAAGUGGUAAACGAGGAGACGUUGUUAGAAAGUGUUAAAUUGCCAAUUUUUGUUUUGUACAGAACUUUAUAUAAAUUAUGUAAACACGAUAAUACGGGUAAACAGAUACUCUUAAAGUUAAUCUCGGAGUUGUACGGGGUGUUACCAAAUUUAGGAUAUUUGUUGUUGUACUUUUUAAAAGUGCAGUUAAGGACGGAACAGUCGAAGGAAGAUCAAUCUAAAAAUAACUCGUUAAAAAUUAGUGUUUAUAAAGAGUUUUGUCACUGUGUAGAAAAGAAAUUGGAUGUUUGUUUGUACGACGAUUUGAACACAUGCCAUUUAACGGAUCAUAAAUUAAUGAUGUGGUUAGUGCCUGAUUUGUACAAGGAUUUUAAACAACAAACCGUAAACAAUGCUCAAAUAUUACAAGUAAUAGUAUCGGUGAUAGACGCAAAGCAACUCCAAGUAUUACUCUUCCUUAUCUUGCAAGGAAAUCUUAAUAUGUUCAAAACGGACAAUUUACAGUCUCUUUUGAAAGCGAGUCUCUUGUGGGAGACGAUAGAGCAAUGUUUUCUAUGGCAAUUACUUCAUGCGCACGACAUCGCUUUGGAUACUGUUGUACCUUUACUACCUUACAUAGACAGUAAUAAACAUUCGGAGGCCUUGACGGCUGUUACGCUUAUGCUCAAACAAGAGCAACCUUCUGCCGAUAGUGUUAAAUAUUUAUUUUCAAGAGACGUUCGCGAGGACGAUAGUUUCCUUUUUACGAUAAUUAAGUAUUGGUGCGAGGACUACUUAGAUAAAAUUUGUGAACUCAUUUUCAAUUUACUUAGUACAAGGUAUCCGACGUCGCCAAAUAAAAGAAAACGUACGAGUAAUAAAAGUUUAAACACGACAGUGCCAAGCGCCGAUCAGGUGCUCGGACAUUUAGAUCAAAUUAGAAUUCGGUUCGAGGCUAAUGACAAUUUAACUUUUUUUAAUGUCGAUUCUUUACAUCGAGGACUUGUGUUAGCGCAAACCAACGGAAACGAAAGUCAAAGGAAACAGUUUAGUGAGUUGUUCGCGUUAGUUGAGGAAGAGGAUACCACGGUUAGUAAGAGCAGAUCGCAAGGUAGAGGUAGAAAAGGCACGACGAAAGGAAAACGGCCGCCGACCAAAGAUAUUUCGGACACUUCGGAUGAAAGUAGCGAGGAAGAAGAAAUUGUAAAACCGAAACAAGCUAAAAAAAGGAAAAAGGUAAUGUCUGAUAGUGAUUGACGGAAGCAAGUAAAUUUAAACGACUUUCUAUGGGGCUUUGUUUAUUAUCACAAGAACAGAGUGCCCAAUUUGUUGAUCAAUUUAUUAAGUGGCUAGUGAUAUGAAAAAGAUGUUUUAUACUUCCCGAAUCAUUUAGACACCGAUAACUCAUUAAUUUAUUAGGUGAACACUGCCUAUCUAAAAGUCCAUUAUUUCUAUGCGAUUAUUAGUUAAAAUAUUCAGGUACCAAAUUUUUAGCUAUAUGCAAAAUUGCUUUUUUUUUCUUUUGAAGAUGCUUGUAUUAUAUUGUAUUUUAAAUGUUAUUUGUGUAAUUAAUUACUGUAAAAAUUUGAACUGUAUCCUCUAUUUAUACCUGUACAUAUUUGUUAUUGUUAGAUUUCAUUUGUUAGAUUUGAGGAUUUUACAAGUACAUUAAUAAAUACUAUGCGUAUUGUAAAUUACCAUAACAUUUUACAACAAUAAGGAAAAUUUGUAAAUAGCAUAUUUGUAAAUAUAUUUAUAAAUUCUGUCA
Photinus pyralis (common eastern firefly) is the source of this 3959-nucleotide messenger RNA. RefSeq names its product integrator complex subunit 3 homolog (gene IntS3). Bases 380 to 3448 code for a protein of 1022 amino acids. Gene Ontology annotation, cellular component: cytoplasm. The transcript is spliced from 4 exons. Lineage: Eukaryota; Metazoa; Arthropoda; Insecta; Coleoptera; Lampyridae. The record is from RefSeq and is a predicted model, not a curated record.